AUGGCUAAACCCAUUAUAUUGAGGGUUGGGCGGGUGCCAGCCCGAAGUGGAAAUCUCGUGAACCUUCGGGUGGGGAAACCUUCGGCGCUGAAGGACCCUAUAAUAUUAAUUCCGGCAUUCAGUUGCUUAAGAAGAGAACGGCCUGCCGUGUCCGGCCUGUUCACUUACUUCGUGAACCUUGGCACCUUCGUACAAAAAUUUCAUCUUAUCAUGGGUUCUCGCCACGACCACAGUACAUCCGCAGAAGUUCAACCGAAGAAACACAAGAAGUCGAAGUCAAAACACGAAAAGAAAAAGUCGAGCGUGCGGGAGAAGGAACGUGAAAUAGAUCGUCAGAAGAGGCACAAACGAAAAAGUGAGCGCAAAGAACGAGAAGAAUAUUCUGGAAGACAAUUAACUCAUGAAGAAACUGAUCUAGAGCUUCUCGACAUCACCGAAUCAUCCGACGGGGUCUCCGACACAAAUUUGGACCAACUACUCCAGCAAAAGGAAAAACUCAUGGCCGCUUUGAGCAUGGCAGAAACAGAGCCUGUUCAGGACAAAAAAAGACGAAGUAAAUCUCGCGAGCGAGGUAAAAAGCGAAGCCGCGGGCCAGACGAAGAAGAUAGCGGUAAGAGACGGAAAGAGGAACGGAACGGUGCUUCUAAGGAAUCCAGUUCCGGACAUCGUCGAUCUCGGGAACGCCAUCUUAAGAACCAUGGCGGACAACAUCACCAGCGGGAACCUGAUCGUUCUGUGGGCAAUCAUCAGCAUCGCGAUUCAACUGCGUCGAGAUCAACACACGAACGAGGUCGUCGGGAUGAUCGUGACCGACGCCGAGUAGAGAAUCGGAAAGACGAAGACUUGCUUGUGGGAUUGCGAAGGGAGCAAGAGAUGUUGACUAAUCGAAAUCGAAGACGGUCUCCGCUGAUGGAGAACAGGCGGAUGCGGGACAGGGAAGGAGACCGGAGACACGACAGGGGAAGAGAUCGACGUCCUUUUGAUCACAAGGAUAAUCGACGGGAUAGGAAGGAUAGGAAUUAUAAACCGCGGGAUCAGGACUCGCAUCAGUCUGAGCAACAGUCCCGAAUUGAAGAUGAAGAGUUGAAACAUGUGGAAAUGAUUGACGAAGAUGAAGACGAAGAGCAAGUGAUUGAAAGAAUGCGUCGGGAGCGUCAAGAACGACUCAAGAAGUUAGCGGAACGCGGCGACAGCCUAGAUGCGACAUCUAUCGCAGCAUCUCCGGCCACCCAGGGCGCCGACGUUGAACCCAUGUCCAUAGACGAGUACAAAUCCAUCACGGCGUCCCCGUCGGAAAGCAAAGCUGUGGAUGAAACUCGUCAGCGGUCCAAGUCUGUAGAAUCGUCCUCUUCGUGUUCUUCGUCGAGCCGAAGCGACGAGAGAUCUUUUGAUGAAAAAGCAAUCAGGAAGAGAAUUGAAGAGCGAUUAAAGUUGAAGUUUUCUCAGGAAACCGAGCAAGACCGGACGAACCGCCUGAACUUACUCAAGCUUCGCACGGAGGCCCUUGAGGAAGAGCAGCAGUUGGCUGAGGCUGCUCCUGCAGAAAAGAGUGUGGAUGACCAGGCGAAAGACAUGUUCGCCGAAAGCUACGAGGAAGUACAAAGAAAGGCCAACGAAACGACGGGUUUCACCGACAGCAGCAUAUCGACGGAGACGUGCGACGACAGUGCCGGCUACUACCGGGUGCGUCUGGGCGAAGUGCUGGACAAUCGAUACACCGUGUAUGGGUUCACAGGUCAGGGCAUCUUUUCGAACGUGGUCCGUGCCCGGGACCAAACGCUGGAGAACAAGGAAGUGGCCAUUAAGAUCAUUAGGAACAACGAGUUGAUGCACAAGUCGGGCCUGAAGGAGCUGGAGACGUUGCGGAAGUUGAAUGAGACUGACCCCGGGGACAAGUAUCAUUGCUUGCGGUUGUUUGGUAGCUUUUUCCAUCGACAGCAUCUGUGCAUGGUGUUUGAGCCGCUGGCCAUGAACCUGCGAGAGGUUCUGAAGAAGUACGGGAAACACGAUGGGUUACACAUGAAAGCCGUGCGCUCUUACGCGCAACAGCUUUUCCUCGCUUUAAGACACAUGAAGAAGUGUCAAAUUUUACACGCGGACGUGAAACCUGACAAUAUUUUGGUGAGCAACGCGUUUCUUUUAUUCAUAUUCCAUACAAUGGUUAGUGAAAACAAAUUGGCUCUGAAGCUGUGUGAUUUCGGCUCUGCCUCGACGAUCGAGGAGAGCGACAUAACGCCAUACCUCGUGUCUCGGUUUUACCGGGCGCCAGAAAUUAUUUUAGGAAUGAAUUACGACUACGGCAUUGACAUGUGGGCGGCUGGCUGCACGAUCUUCGAGUUGUAUAGUGGCAAGUACAUGUUCCCGGGUCGAACAAAUAACGAGAUGUUGAAGUUGUUCAUGGAUCUUAAGGGGAAGAUUUCAAACAAGUUGGUGAAGAAAGCCGCCUUCAGAGACCUGCACUUUGACGAGAAGUGCAAUUUCAUUCAUAGGGAAUACGAUCGAUUGACGGAACGUGAAAAAACGACGGUGAUAACCUCGAUGCAGGCGUCGAGAGAUUUGCACGGGGAAUUGAUUGGCAACCAGAAAUUGCAGGAGGACCACGUGCGGAAAGUGGCGCAGUUGCGGGAGUUGUUGGAUCGCAUCAUGGUGUACGACACGAGCCGUCGGAUCUCGGUCUCUGAAGCGUUGUCACACGCUUUCAUUUCUGAAAAAUUGGCGUGAUUUCCAUUAACUCUUGGUCUUCUCUCUCUCUUCUUUGUUUCUUUUCGUCCCCACUACUUUCCGAAUCUGUUUCUGUAAGUCACUCGAUCGAGAUGUCUGGAAGCGAGCGAGAAGAUGUUGUCUCUCAUCCGUCGGGCUUUGCACUGCCUGGGACUGGAGCUGUUGAAAGAGGGAGAGAAAGAGAGAGAGCGAAAGAAUUUAGUCGAGACUGGUAUUUCACCCUCCCAUGUUUUAUCUCGUUAUUACGUAUAUGCUUUUUUUGUUUUUUCGUAGCAAUGGAUCUUUCCCAUUAUGAGGAACCGGUUUUUUUUCAUGUUGUUCUGGCUAUUUUUCCUAUAAAAGAAAUCGCUUAUUCUUGGACUUGGUCAGUUGAUUCUUUGAAUAGUUGGACUUGGGUAACAUUUUCGGCAAUUGGGAAAUAGUAUACACUCCGUAUAAAAAAGUAUGAAUUUUUUGUCCCUCGAAAAUUAAAAGACUUCAGCUGCAUCAAGGGGUUGUAUUGUUUCCUUUAUGAGAGAUGUGCUUGCGUGGGAGAGUAGGAAUUUUCCAGCCCGUUAGCGUGAGGAAAGGUGCGAAAUUUCUGCGGGAUUAACGGAAGACCAGAAGUUGAAAUUAACUCUGGAGCCUAAAAACAGUCGUUUUUAAACUCGGUGUUUAUGAACAUGAACGGGACGCUGGAAAAUUGCCCGUUUCCUUCAAGAAAUCGUGCAUUAACUAAAUUCACCGAAUUUGAAAUUCAGUUACAGUACAGUAUAUGAAAUUCAUCCAUCUUCUCCCUAUCUGAGGUAUCCGUCGGGAACCAGUCAAGUUUAAUUAUUUUUCGAAUGACAUGCAUGGUUAGGGCUUUCCAGAUAAUUAGAAAUUCGAUUUUGACGACGCUAAUGCAUAAGUUUUAAUUCUCUGAAAAAAGCAGAGUCCAUGAUUUAUCGAAGAAAAAAUUACCAUUUUACAGAAAAUGCGUAGGAUUUUGAGAAAUGUACACCGUCGAAAUCAUUGAAACCGAUUGAUGAUUUAUGAAAUCUUGUGAGAAACUUUCCUGAACAGUGAAGUUUUCUGUGUUCGGCUUAAUAUUGACGCUUUGUGUUGACGAGAUUCUUUUGUAUUUUUAAAAUUCUGAAUUUUAUUCACUCCUGUAGCGUAAGCUGCUUACACCUCUCAAGCUUAUGAAAGAGAAGUGCCGCUUGAACCUAACAUUAAUUUUAAAUUAAUUAUGAUGGGCCCCAGUUGUGAUUUUUUAUUUUAUUUUUCAAAUUAAGCGCACGUGGACUGUGCAAUAUUGAUUUGAGUAGGAUGUACACCUUUUUUCUCAAAAUUGAGAGGGAAAAAUGGAGUGUGCAUCAUACAGUGUACAUUAGAAAAAAUAAUUUUGGAAGUUCAAGUUUGCAUUAUAUUUGAUUCUCAAGGGAAAUAUGGACCAAUUUCAACUUUAAAAUGUUUGUAAUGGAAAUAUUUGAAAAUUAGUUGAUCAGGAUCAAUCCCUGUCUAAAUUCAAAUUUGAGUGUUCUUAUUUUUUGAAAUAUUGUACAAUACAGGUUGUACAUUGCAAUUUGACCCAAAUCCAUAGCCAGACUAGGGUUGAAUUGCAAGACACUUCGUAAACUUGAGAAAUGCAAAAAUAAUGUCCAAAGCAGGUCAAAUUGCAAGUCAGCCUCCCUGCAAAUUUGACUGUCAAAUUGCAGGACAGUCAAAUUUCGGGAGGUCAAAUUGCAAAGUACCACCUGUAUUGCUGUUUUAGUCACUAAAAGUGGGGUGUGCAUCUUACUUGAGGAUACAAUUUUUAUAGAACAUUUUGACUAAAACCUGGGUGUGUGUUACUCAAGUAACUACUGUAGAUCAAUUAUGUUGAGUGUUAUUUUCGUGGAAAUGCGGCUUUUGAAUCUGAUAGAAUAUUAUAUUUGUUAUGGAUACCCCAAUUAUGAUCACAGAGCUAUUCAGAAAUUAAAUCUGCAACAAGAAAGAAACGCACCGCCCUGAUUAAUGGGAAAGAGCCAUUUUGAGUGUGUACCCAAGUUUUAAUGUUGCACUUCUUGCUGAUAGCAGCCAUCAGCACUGGGCGCGAUUGGAAGAAACGGAGGUUUGUGAAGUCGCGAAGAGGACCAAGAGCUGGAUUUGGGGAUUCUCACCGCCAGUGUUCUGCUGUCACUUCUUUUUUUUUUUUAUUGUGGGAAGGGUGUCAAGCUUCUUUUCUUUUGUGUGUGUGUUUUCUUACAUAGAUGUCUUAAUCUCUCUCGGAAAUCGUAGUCGGCGAGCGAGGGUGCAUUGCUUAAUGUGCAUUUUGAGUCGGAACAUGCCGGUUUUGUAUGGGUUUUUAUUUGGGGGUGAUAUCUGAAACAGAAGUGGCUAAUAAAUCACACUCCAAGUCUCA
Notodromas monacha is the source of this 5086-nucleotide messenger RNA. The record is from the annotation of a GenBank genome assembly. NCBI's taxonomy places the organism in Eukaryota, Metazoa, Arthropoda, Ostracoda, Podocopida, Cyprididae.